This is a messenger RNA of Caenorhabditis elegans, 2361 nucleotides long. RefSeq names its product FERM domain-containing protein (gene kri-1). NCBI's taxonomy places the organism in Eukaryota, Metazoa, Nematoda, Chromadorea, Rhabditida, Rhabditidae. The transcript is spliced from 13 exons. Bases 1 to 1971 code for a protein of 656 amino acids. The record is from RefSeq and is marked reviewed.
AUGGCGGAAGUAUCUGUGGCAAUCGUACGUCUUAAAAUAAGUGCGUUGUCCGAUAAAGCUAUUCCAUCAGCUCAGGAUUUUGAAAUUUGUGUCAAAGAAGAGCCAUCUACAGCAAAAAAUUUUGGACCAGUAAAACAUGAUUAUAAUAUAAAAAAGAGAGUUACCGUCGGCGGACAUACAAUUGGAGCCGAUGUUUUCAAGCUCCCAAAUUUCUCUUUUGAACCAUCGAAAGUGAGCACAUUAGAAGAUAUGAUUCAUGAUUAUUUUAAGAGAACUGGAAACAUAAUUCGCCGAUCUGUACGUAUUCCAUUACACGAUGAUCUGCAUCAACCAUCAUCUUCAACAAAACCAUUUGUUGGACAUGUUCCUGGACUUUCACUUGUAUGUGUUCCAGUAUUUAAUAAGGAAUCAGUUGAAGUCGCAAAUUCUCGUUAUGAAAAUCUACAAAAAAUGGUGAAUCUGUGUCACAAUCAGCCAGAAAUGUUUGAUAUUCAUACAAAAAAUAUGAUUCUGAUAUUGGAACGAUGGUUGAUUGACUCACAAACUUUCGAUUCUUACUUCUUAUCACAUUUCUUUAUGAAAGAAUCUUCGAGAACAAGAAUCAAGACAUGUGUGCAUAAUCCAGCUUUUAUUGAUCUUCAGGAACAAUGUAUUAGACACAUGUCUCAUAGUGUCCGUAGCAAUGUAUCAUCGGCAUCCGCUGAUUUAGAUGAUCGUGUCCACGUGGCAAAUAUUGCCAAAAUUGCCAUGUUACGGUACAACAAGUUCACGAUAAGUGUAAUAAAUCCUGCAUUCAAUCCAAAUUUCGCUAGUGAAGAUUCGUCAUGUGUAUAUUUCUAUCCCGGAAUUAAACAAUGUAGGGCACAAAGAGCUGCAUCAAGUACAUCACAAGAUAUGAGAAGUCGACUAUAUCCGUUGCAUAAAGCUGCAGAAGAUGGAAAUGCUGAGGAGAUACGGAGGUUCCUGAAAAUUGGUAUGGACAGUAAUCUACGAGACGAUGACAGUUGGACCCCAUUACAUUAUGCCUGUUUUCAUGGACACUUGGAAGUUGUUCACGAACUAUUGAAUUCGCCACAAAUGACUGCCAUAAAUGCUCAAAACAAAGGAGGAGCAACAGCUUUACAGUAUGCAGUUAUAAAUGGAAAUGAAUACUUGGUUGAAAUUCUGACAUCUCAUGCUUCAAUUGAUGUUAAUAUUCAAAAUAAUGAAGGCUACCGACCUAUUGAUUAUUGUGGAAAUCAUCCGGCAAUUCAAAAGAUUCUCGAAUUGCAAAUCUUCAAAUCUAAAAUCAAUGUGGAUACAUCUAUUGGAUCAUUCAGUAUAAAAUCUCGAUCUCCAGAAGAGGCAACGGUAGGAGAAGUAUUGGAUAGAUUGGCAGAAGAAACACAACUGAAUAGAGAACAAAUGAACUGUUUUGCCCUUUUUGUGUAUUCAGAGUCAAUGUCACUUCAACUUCAACCAGACUCCCUAAUAGAUGGCAAAUUAAAAGUUGAUAAGUGGAAUACUACAAUACGGAAGCUCGUUGGAGAUAUUCCAUUUGAAACACCAAGGCUUAAGCUAAAAAGAAAUGCCUAUGCUACUGCAAGAAUGGAAAUUGUUACGAAAGUGGACAAUAACAGUUUUGCGUGGUCCACAAUUCUCGAUGAAGCAAUUCAUUCAUAUCUGGCUGGCCAUUUAAUUGCAAAUUCAAAAGAAGAAAUCACAAAAUUUGCAGCGAUUGUUUGCAGAACAAUGCAUGGCAGAGAUUUCAAGCCUUCAUCAAAAAACUUAUCGAAUUUAUAUCCACAGUACAUGCUUGACAAUCAUGACAGAGGGAAAUUGGCGGAUAGGCUUAAAGCACAGCUUAGAAAAAAUGAGACGCAGAACGAUAUGCAGCUUGAAGCAGAGUUUAUUUCAAUGGCUCGAGGUCUUGUCACCUACGGUGCCUCGUUUUUCGAUGUGGACGUUUUCACGAAAAAGGUGAGAAAAUAGGAUUGACUGAAUGAACAAACGGAAACACAAGGGUUGUCCUUGAAAGCGAGAAGCAUUCAAUUCUUCAAAUGACCCCUAGCAGCAGCAAAUCAUGGGAAAUUCGGAAAUUCGAACGAUUAUUAUAGGGUGUGGAUUGUCAAAACACUGUAUUUCAUAUUUCAUUAUGUCAUGAGGGCAAUUUUUGUGAUUUCGUGUUUUAGACUAAACUCCUCUAUGUAGGUAAAGUUCAAAUGAUGUUUUUAGCUGGAGUAGAGCAAUUUGGGAUUUUGUUUGAAUAUAGUCAAUCUCCAGAAAAUCUCAAAACGAAACAUUGAAAAGAUGCUUAAGGGUUUUUUAAAUUUUCAGGCAACAUUCUGAUAAAUUGUCAAAGUUGUCUGACUGUAAAUAAAA